GCCCCAGGAAGGCACCGGCGAGCGCCCAGGGCGGCCGGGCCCGAGGCGGCGGCCCCUGGUGGGGGUGGCAAUGGGUUUGGGGCAGCACAUGCAGCCGACCACGCGCUGCAGAGCAUAAUAGCGCGCAAGAAUGUGCCCACCUCAGUACUGGCUCAGAUCUUGGACACAAAGGAGAUGGCGGCAUGGUCUGGGACUGCGCGAAACAUGGCGCGCGCCACCGCUCCGCCCCGGCCGCAUUCUUUGCCCCGCGCCGCCCACGAAUGAGGAGAAGCGCGACGGCGCCGCGGAGCCUGCUCAGCCUGCCCGCCCGCCGGUUUUUUGGGGGGUGGCUUGUAGCUGCGCCCUGUUCGUUGCACAAGGCAGCCGGGCAGGUCUUGGCCCCCGCGCAUCUGCCCCAGCCCGAGUGCCUUUGUGCCUGCCCCGCCUGGCCUAUUGGUCAAGGCGCCGGCCCGGCGGCGGGACCCCCUAGGCGUGGGCCGGCCCUUUUACUUGCAUUGGCGGCGCGCUGGCGUCUGGACACGCUAUGGCGCUGCCCCUAGUGUGCCUUCUCGGCCCGGUUAUAGAGGCCACGCAGUUAGUAGUUUCCUUGCUUCCUUGUUCCGC
Molecule: messenger RNA, 603 nt
Organism: Amoebophrya sp. A120
Lineage: Eukaryota; Dinophyceae; Syndiniales; Amoebophryaceae
Source: the annotation of a GenBank genome assembly